This is a messenger RNA of Hydra vulgaris (swiftwater hydra), 1069 nucleotides long. Its product is annotated as lysosomal membrane ascorbate-dependent ferrireductase CYB561A3. Lineage: Eukaryota; Metazoa; Cnidaria; Hydrozoa; Anthoathecata; Hydridae. The record is from RefSeq and is a predicted model, not a curated record. Gene Ontology annotation, molecular function: oxidoreductase activity.
AAUCGUUUGUUGUUUUCUUUGAUAAUUUGUUUGUUUAUGUUAGUUAUACUUAUGUUUUUGGUUUUUACGUUACGUAUAGCCUAUUUUUUAUAGUUAUUUUACUUUAAAUUGGUAUUUUAAAGUAUAUUAAAAUGGAAAACAAAGAAGAUGUUAAAGAGACCUCACCGUUUUUCGGUGCCAAAGGAAAUGUUCAAUCAGCUCCACUUGCCGAGAAUAUUGACAAUAACCCAAAUGGAAAAAGAAUCUUUUAUGUAGUUUUAGCAUGUCUUGAAUUAGUGGCUAUUUUAUGUUUUAUAUUAGUUUUGUAUUGGACUAUACAUUAUUUUAAUGGGUUUGCUUGGGAUGGAACUGGAAAAGAAUUUAAUCUACAUCCUGUGUUAAUGGUGACAGGGAUGGUUUUGUUUAAUGGGAACGCUGCAAUUGCAUACAGAUUUUUUCGAAAUCAAAACAAGUUAAAGAUUAAAGUUCUUCAUGGUUGCACUCAACUGAUUGUCUUUAUAUGUGCUGUGAUAGGUUUAGUCGCUGUAUUUGAUUAUCACAAUGCAGCAAAAAUACCUAACAUGUAUAGCAUGCAUAGUUGGAUUGGAAUUGCUUCAGUAAGCUUAUUUGCAUGUCAGCUUUUGUUUGGUUUUGUUGGCUUUCUCUAUCCAAAAUUUUCUGAUGAUUAUCGCCAAAUAUAUUUAAAAUCACAUGUAUAUUUUGGAAUAGUUAUCUUUGCUUUGGCUAUUGCAGCAUGUGUAACUGGUCUCACUGAAAAAAUGCUCUUUAGUAGUUCGUACGCUUCACAAUGGAAAGAGUUGAAAGGCGCAGGGUUGGUCGCCAAUAUAUUAACAAUUAGUCUUAUCGUAUUUGGCAUGUUAGUCUCGUUUGUUGUGUACAACCCGUCGUAUAAAAGAGCAGCAGAUCAUGCAGACUAUAAAAGAACAGUUGAAUAUGUUGGCUUAAACUAGUUUGCGAAAAGUGGAAACAUAAAACAACGAAGAUUUGUUUGAACGUAAUUAGUCUGCAGCUUUAAAUUUUUUGUAUAAUUAAUUUAAGUUUUUAUAUUAAUGUGUUCUUAAUUUUUUUA